AUGCUCCGGCGGCAGAAGCGCAUCGUCGGCGGGAAGAACUCGCUUAGGGGCGGCUGGCCAUGGCAGGUGGCGCUGCGCCUCCGGUCCCCCCGCGGGGACGGCAGGCUCCUCUGCGGGGCCACGCUGCUGAGCAGCUGCUGGGUGCUGACGGCCGCGCACUGCUUCAAGAGGUACGGGAACAGCACGCGGAGCUACGCCGUCCGGGUGGGGGACUACCACACGCUGGUGCCCGAGGAGUUUGAGGAGGAAAUCGGAGUCCAGCAGAUUGUCAUUCACGGGGCCUACCGGCCGGACAGCAGUGACCACGACAUCGCCCUGGUCAGGCUGCAGGGCCCGGACGGGCAGUGCGCCAGGCUCAGCAGCCACGUGCUGCCCGCCUGCCUGCCGCUCUGGAGGGAGAGGCCCCAGAAGACAGCCUCCAACUGCCACAUCACAGGCUGGGGAGACACAGGCAGCGCCUACGCCCGGACCCUGCAGCAGGCCGCCGUGCCCCUGCUGCCCCGGAGGCGGUGUGCGGAACGCUACCAGGGCCGCUUCACCAGGAGGAUGCUCUGUGCCGGGAGCCUGCGUGCACACAGCCGGGUGGACAGCUGCCAGGGCGACAGCGGGGGGCCCCUGGUGUGCGAGCGGCCGGGAGCCGGCUGGGCCGUGUACGGGGUGACCUCCUGGGGGCACGGCUGUGGAGCCAAGGGCUCACCCGGCGUUUACACCAAAGUGUCAGCCUUUGUACCUUGGAUCAAAAGUGUCACCAAACUGUAA
Messenger RNA from Pipistrellus nathusii (Nathusius's pipistrelle), 759 nucleotides. Lineage: Eukaryota; Metazoa; Chordata; Mammalia; Chiroptera; Vespertilionidae. The record is from the annotation of a GenBank genome assembly.